This is a messenger RNA of Emiliania huxleyi CCMP1516, 822 nucleotides long. RefSeq lists its product as hypothetical. Bases 1 to 822 code for a protein of 273 amino acids. The transcript is spliced from 5 exons. NCBI's taxonomy places the organism in Eukaryota, Haptophyta, Isochrysidales, Noelaerhabdaceae. The record is from RefSeq and is a predicted model, not a curated record.
AUGGACUCCGCCUUGGCCACCUUUGGCCGCUGCUGCUGCCCGAACGUGGCCUGCCUGCAGGACCAGGCAAGAGCGGGGUCCGUCGGCGAGAUUGAGUCCAAGGACACGACUCUGGUGUCGUCCCUCACCCGCAAGUCCGUGGCUCUCCCGGAGGAGCGGGGCCACUUAGAUGCGAAAGCGGGUCCGAAGUCUUCCGGCCAGCAAACGUGGGCUCUCACGAACCGCGACCGGAGCCGCAUUCAGCGCGAGCUCCUCCGCCUGCGCACCUACUCGUUCGGCAGCAAGUUCGAGACGCAGCGCCUCCGCGUCGCGAUCACCCUCGGCUUCAUCGCCUUCACCACCCUGAUCGGGCUUGUUCUGGACGACAUCGGCAAGGUCGUUGACCUGAUCGGGUCCGUGUGCGGCUCGACGAUCGCCUUCGCCUUCCCCUGCUGGGCCUAUUUCAAGCUCUUCCCCGACCGGCGCGCCUCGCCCUUCUCCAUUAUCUCCUCGGCUCUCCUCGUCCUGGGCCUCGUGCUGAUCCCUCUCGGCGUCGCGCUCACGGACGCCGAAGCGGCGUUGCCGAUCGAGGCGACGCCGGCCGGGACGGGACGCUCCCGCUGCCUCGCCGCUUCCGACCAGGGUGGGAGGCGCGGCUUGCGACACACGGGUUGCAUGCUGCAGCUCUUCAGCGUUGCAGCAGCGCCGUCGCGCAGCGCUGUCUCCCUGAAAAGGCAAAGUUCUUCGUCACCUGUGUCGCUUGUCAUGCUCCAUCUGUACGAUUUGAUGUAUUGUUGCAGCUCGUUGUACGACUUGUGUUGUAUCAUUCCGACAACUCCAUAA